GUAACAAAUAAGGAUGCAACUAAAAUCAGCACGGUGCGUGUCCAGGGCAACGACAUCUCGCACCGGCUGCGGCUGUCUGCCGUGCGAUUGCAGGACGAAGGCGUGUACGAGUGCCGCGUGUCCGACUACAGCGACGACGACACUCAGGAACAUAAGGCCCAGGCACUGCUGCGCGUGCUCUCGCGCUUCGCGCCGCCCAACAUGCAGGCUGCGGAGGCGGUGUCUCACAUCCAAAGCAGCGGCCCACGUCGCCACGGAGCCUCCAGCGCUGUCAGCUCCAACACCGCGGGCAUGGCGGACCGCACCACCUCUGAACCUGGCCACGGUGACCAGAGCCCGCCUCCCGGGAGCCCUCCCUCCAGACCCGGAGUUCCAGAGGUCGCCGCUGCCUCCGCGACCCACACAGCCAUCACCACCAUUCCAGCUGCUGCGGCUGCUUCAUCAGCGUCGCCGCCACCCGGCCAGGCGGUCCUUCUGCGCCAGAGGCAUGGCUCCGGUAAGGGCAGCCUCCCUCUCCUCCCCAAGGGUCGCGCAUGG
This is a messenger RNA of Nannospalax galili (Upper Galilee mountains blind mole rat), 537 nucleotides long. RefSeq names its product V-set and transmembrane domain-containing protein 2B. The record is from RefSeq and is a predicted model, not a curated record. The transcript is spliced from 2 exons. Lineage: Eukaryota; Metazoa; Chordata; Mammalia; Rodentia; Spalacidae. The annotation marks the transcript as partial.